Oryzias latipes (Japanese medaka) is the source of this 3570-nucleotide messenger RNA. It is a transcript of the gene elmo1, whose product is annotated as engulfment and cell motility 1 (ced-12 homolog, C. elegans). Gene Ontology annotation, cellular component: plasma membrane; guanyl-nucleotide exchange factor complex. Gene Ontology annotation, biological process: actin filament organization; cell motility. The record is from RefSeq and is a predicted model, not a curated record. NCBI's taxonomy places the organism in Eukaryota, Metazoa, Chordata, Actinopteri, Beloniformes, Adrianichthyidae.
CGUCUUCAUCUUCCUUGGUCAUCAUCAUCAUCAUCAUCACCGCUCCAGCCAGCAGACGGCGGAAGAAAGGAGGAAGUGGAAACAUCAGCACUAUCUCUAGUUCGACAGACAGAGGAGAGUCAGGGUGGGCGAAAACACUGAGUGACGCACAGCCGCCACACGCGCACCAACUCCGGACAUCAGUGGAGGGAGAGUCCUCGCUUCGACAGGUUUUUAUGAUCCAUCUACAGUAGUACUGACUGAGGAGUGAGGCAAGAAGUUUUACACUAAACCCUCCCGCUGCAUCCAUGCCGCCACCUGCAGACAUCGUCAAGGUGGCCAUUGAAUGGCCGGGGGCGUUCCCCAAGCUUAUGGAGAUUGACCAGAAAAAGCCUCUCUCAGCCAUCAUAAAGGAGGUUUGUGAUGGGUGGUCCUUGGGAAGCAAUGAAAACUUUGCUUUGCAGAUUGCUGAUUCAACAAAUUUCUACAUAACAGAAAAGAAUCGGAACAACAUCAAGAAUGGCUCUAUUCUCCGCUUAACCACCUCUCCUUACCAGACCGCACUCCAGCUUCAUGAACGAAUCCAGUCGUCCAGCAUGGAUGCAAAGCUUGAGGCGCUGAAAGACUUGGCCAAUGCCUCCCGGGAUAUCACCUUUGCACAGGAGUUCAUUAACCUGGACGGCAUCUCGCUUCUUACUCAGAUGGUGGAGAGUGGGACUGAGCGCUAUCAGAAACUACAGAAGAUUAUGAAGCCCUGUUUCGGUGACUUGUUGUCCUUUACUCUAACGGCCUUUGUGGAGCUGAUGGAUCAUGGAAUUAUCUCGUGGGAUACUUUCUCUGUGGCUUUCAUCAAGAAGAUUGCCAGCUUUGUGAACAAGUCGGCCAUGGACACGGCAGUGUUGCAGCGCUCCCUGGCCAUCCUAGAGUCCAUGGUGCUCAACAGUCAGGAUCUUUACCACAAGGUGGCGCAAGAAAUCACCAUUGGACAGCUCAUUCCUCAUCUCCAGGGGACUGACCAGGACAUUCAGACUUAUACGGUUGCUGUGAUCAAUGCACUGUUCCUCAAAGCCCCAGAGGAGAAGAGACAGUAUGAUGAGCACAUUGUGGACAUCCUAGACUGUCCUCUGACAGAGAUGGCCCACAUUCUGGCCCAAAAGCAGCUGCGCUCCAUCAUUCUUACUAAUGUGAUCCGUAAUCCCACACCCAUCAAUGAUGAGAUGGCACACCAGCUAUAUGUGCUGCAGGUGCUCACUUUCAACUUGCUGGAAGACCGGAUGAUGACCAAGAUGGAUCCCCAGGACCAGGCUCAAAGAGACAUAAUCUUUGAGUUGCGGAGAAUUGCCUUCGAUGUGGAGUGUGAACCCAAUAACAGCGGCAGCAUCGAGAAACGCAAGUCCAUGUACACCCGUGACUACAAAAAGCUGGGUUUUAUUAAUCAUGUCAAUCCAGCUGUGGAUUUUACCCAGAUUCCUCCUGGGAUGCUGGCUCUGGACAACAUGCUCUAUUUUGCGAGACAUCACCAGGAUGCCUACAUAAGGAUUGUUCUGGAGAAUAGCAGCAGAGAAGACAAGCACGAAUGUCCGUUCGGCCGCAGCAGCAUCGAGCUGACCAAGAUGCUCUGUGAGAUUCUAAAAGUGGGCGAGCUGCCGAGCGAAAACUGCCAUGAUUUCCAUCCCAUGUUCUUCACCCAUGACCGCUCCUUUGCGGAAUUCUUCUGCAUUUGCAUCCAGCUGCUCAACAAGACCUGGAAAGAGAUGAGAGCCACGAAUGAAGAUUUUAACAAGGUAAUGCAGGUGGUGAGGGAGCAAAUCAUGCGAGCGCUCUCUCUCAAGCCUAAUUCUCUGGAUCAGUUCAAGAGUCGCCUGCAGAACCUGAGCUACACUGAAAUCUUGAAAAUACGCCAGUCUGAGAGGAUGAAUCAGGAAGACUUCCAGUCUCGGCCCAUCUUGGAGCUGAGAGAGAAGAUCCAGCCAGAGAUCAUGGAGCUGAUCAAACAGCAGAGACUCAACAGGUUGUGUGAUGGAACCUGCUUCAGGAAAAUCAGCAGCCGCAGAAGACAAGAUAAGUUCUGGUACUGUCGUCUGUCCCCGAAUCAUAAAGUCCUGCACUACGGGGAUCUGGAAGAGAGUCCCCAGGGAGAGGUGCCCCACGACUCUUUACAGGACAAAUUGCCUGUGGCUGACAUCAAAGCUGUUAUCACCGGCAAAGACUGUCCUCACAUGAAGGAAAAGGGAGCCCUGAAGCAAAACAAGGAGGUGCUGGAGCUGGCUUUCUCUGUUCUAUAUGAGUCAGAUGAAUACCUGAACUUCAUUGCUCCUGACAAGCACGAGUACUGCGUGUGGACUGAUGGUCUAAAUGCUCUCCUGGGUAAGGAGAUGACCAGCGAUUACACCAAAUCUGACCUGGACACCCUGCUCUCCAUGGAGAUGAAGCUCCGGCUCUUGGAUCUAGAGAACAUCCAGAUUCCAGACGCCCCGCCCCCAAUUCCCAAAGAACCUAGCAAUUAUGACUUUGUUUAUGACUGUAAUUAAAUGUUUAAACCCGAACGAACCCGGCACCUUCUGUAUUCACUGGACCAAUUAUUUUCUUAGAAACUGGAGCAAGAAUAGAAAAAAGAAAACACAAAAUGAAAAAAAAAACUGCAACUGAAAGGAUUCACUGAACUGUUCUUACUAAACCUUUCGAAAAGAGAAAGUGGUGCAUAUCAUCAAUAAUCAUUGCACUUGAGAGACCUAAAGGCCAGAUCAGACCUCGUGUUGCCAUGGAGAUAAGAAAGGCAGCAUUUGUUUGGGCUGUGGUGAAACCUUGCUUGACUCUUUCUUUGCCCUCUUUGUGUCUCUGAUCUUUCCAGGCAUCGAGACCCAACCACAUCCCGUCAGUUUGCUUCAGAAAUGUUGUAGACAAGUGCUUAGAAAAAAAUGCUAACAUUAUCCUGUUUUUUGCUGUUAUUUUGUUGGUUUUCCUCUGGGAUUUUAUUUUUGUGGGGAGAGACGAUAUGUUUUUUUUUAUGUCAUUUUUUUCCAAUGUUAUUUAUUUUCUGUCACAUUCCAGUGAACUUUGUGGCAGCUAAAUGUCUAACAUGAAACCUGAUUACACUCGAUGAACCAAUACGUCUUGUGUGAAAACAUUUUUUUGUCACAUUGAUCUCCUACUUUUACUUAAAACUGUUAAAAGAAACAAACGUCCCUGUCCUGAAGUGAAAAAUGCUCCUGUUUUUGAAAAUCAAUGUUCUUGCCACACUGCUGCUUUUUGCUUCUUGUACACUCCUACACAUGUGGCUUUGCCGACCAUAAAAGCACCACCUUUGUGAAACACACUUGUCUCCCUAAUUUGCCUCAGUCAUUGUAAACACUGCUGUAUCAGAAAUAUUUGAGCUUUUAACUGGACGUGUGUUAAAAGAUUGUCAUUUAGUCAUUUUUAGUAUUGAUAGUUGCAAAUUUAAGCAUUUUUAUUUAUUUCAAUACAGAUCGUAGUUGUUUUUUCUAUUAUGAUCUAUAUUUUCCCUUACCUAUAAAUGCCUUCUUAUAUUUUUCUUUGGGAUUUUUCCAAGCUCCCUAAACCUGCUGUUUGCAUUAAAGAUUGGAAAAACUG